Molecule: messenger RNA, 663 nt
Organism: Prunus mume (Japanese apricot)
Lineage: Eukaryota; Viridiplantae; Streptophyta; Magnoliopsida; Rosales; Rosaceae
Source: RefSeq, a predicted model, not a curated record
ACAGAAAGCCUCUUCUUCUCACCAUUUUCUCUCUCUUUUUGCCUACAAUAAGCGCCAUUGGUCUCAGAAGCGUUCGGCUCUUUGGGUUUCUUCUCUCUACCCCCUCAUUAUUUGUAUCGCUCUCUCUUUCUCCGAGGGGGCCUCUCGGGAGCAGCCAUUUGCAUUUUGUUGCAGGGUCUCCGAGAGGGUGAGAGAGAGCGAGAGAGCAACAACAAUGGCCAUUCUUCCCAGGCCUUUAGGCGUUGUGGCUGUUGCUGCUCUCGUUUUUGCUAUUGCCAUCUCUGCUGUUCAGGCAACACCUCUGCCUCCGAGUCCCGCCCCAGCUCCCAGUCACAGCGGCACUGAUGGGACAACCCUUGACCAAGGGAUUGCGUGCGUGCUAAUGUUGCUCGCCCUCGUGCUCACAUACCUCAUCCACAGUCCCGAUGUUCCCGUAUUCUAAACUCAGCUCAUGACGAUGGAGGGAACGGAUGGAAUCAGGGUUAGGAAUGUUUGUUUAGUCUAAGACUUGGGCUGAUGAUGCCUGAUCACGGUUGUGUAUUACAUUGCAUGUAGCAUUCUUUACUUUGACAAAUUGCUGUUGUUGGGGCUUUGGUGGCUGAUGCUAAUGUUAUCACUUUGUUUCAUGUUGGUCUAAUUCACAUUCAUAUUUACCAUUUCUUA